AUGGAGCUGACGCACCAUCUGGGUGAAUCGGUCGAGACAGCCGAAUUUCUGCAUGAUUUUCCACAGUCCUUCACGAUUCACCGUGUCGAAGGCAUUCGUCAGAUUGGUCCGCAUCUCCUGGAACUUCUCCUGAAGUUGACGGGCGUCGAAGAUCAUGUCCGCGGUCCCACGAUGACGACGGAAGCCGCACUGGCCUUCCGGCAAGGGACCUUGUUCCAGAUGAUGGUUCAGGCGACUGAGGAGAAUGCGAACCAAGAUCCUUCCGUUGAUGUUUGGCCGAAAAAUGCCCCUGUGGUUGUCGCGGAGCUGGAGAUCAUCUUUUCGCUUGUAAAGAUGGACGAUAGUGGCUUCCUUGAACUCAUGGGGAAUCCGUCCUUGACGUCACAUCUCCUGGAAAAGCGCUGUAGGGUGAGCCAUCAGUUGGGGGGCCACCGUGCUUGAAGAUCUCAGCAGGGAUCGCGUCCAUUCCGGGCGAUUUCCCACUACAGAGCUGCUGUACGGCCCUGAUGGUUUCGUGGAGGGAGGCCGAGGUCGACGUUGGUCUCCACUUGAGGCAGACGGGAGAUUGCGGCGUCAGAAAUGGUGUUGCGACUGUUUAAGACGCCUCGGAAGUGCUCUACCAAUCGCCGUAGGAUUUGUUUCUUCUCACUGAGUAGGGUACUUACGUCGACGCUGAGGAGAGGGACAGUUGUUUUAGUUGCCGGACCGUAGAUAGCCUUGAUCACGGAGAAGACACUAUUCCAUUCGUUGCGAUCCGCGCACCCUUGGAUCUCUUUGGUCUGGCGAGCCGUCCAAGCGUCCUGCAUCUCGUGCAGCCGCUGUUGCACAAGGCGGCGACUACGGCAGAAGGCCACGUCGUUGUCGUCGGUGGGGCGAUUUACGUAGGUUUUGGGCAGUCGAUUCUUGGCGGCGAGCAGGUUGCUGAUGGUGGCAUCGUUGUCAUCGAACCAGUUCUGGUGUUGGCGUCGUGCGUGACCGAGGACAGCCAGGACCGUCGACUAGACUGCGUCCCGCAGUUGACACCAUCGGUUCUCCAAGGAGGUUUUCUUGUCAGCGGCGGCGACUGGAAGGUUGGCUGGCCCUUAAGCAAGCUCGUUGCUGAAAUGGAGAUGGGUAGCAGGCAAAGACAACAGAAAAAUAUUCCGCUUACCUGGUGGUUGCUUACCCUGAGGUCUCCUACGAGGCUGUAG
Messenger RNA from Spirometra erinaceieuropaei, 1190 nucleotides. The record is from the annotation of a GenBank genome assembly. Lineage: Eukaryota; Metazoa; Platyhelminthes; Cestoda; Diphyllobothriidea; Diphyllobothriidae.